UGGCUCGCGGGCUCUCGUUCCUGCACAGCCACUCUCCCGCCCAUCAUCCACCGCGACUUGUCGGCCAGAAACGUUCUCCUGAACGAGGGGGAUGGUGGCCAAGAUAGCCGACCUGGGCAUGGCUCGCAUCGUGCCGAGUCUGCGAGCUUCCACCAUGACCAAGGCACCAGGAGCCUCCAUCUACAUGCCUCCAGAGGCUCUGGAAGACGAAUCGAGAUACGACGUCACGAUCGAUAUCUUUUCUCUCGGAGUUCUCGCAAUUUUCGCACUCUCCCAAACGUUUCCCAAACCUUUGGCACCAACUUACAUGGAUGACAAUGAUAGGGUAGUUGGGCGAACAGAGUUUGAGCGUCGUGGCAACUACAUGCGGGAGGUAAGGAGGCAAUUCCGGGAGGGGCAUCCCCUGGUCCAAAUGAUCCAGCGGUGCCUGAAGAACAGGAUGAGAGAGAGACCGACCAUCCAGCAAGUGAUGGGGUUGCUGGAGGAGGCCAGAGCCGAGGUUGAAGAUGGUGAAUAUGACGUGAACAAACUGUCACUGGCUCAACUGCUGCAGUCCAGAAACCUCAACAUCCAACAACAGGGAAUCCAAAUCGAUCAACAGCAACAGCAAAUCCGCCAAAAAGAUGGGGAAAAUCAUGCCCUGAGGGAGCAAAUGAAGCAACGAAAGAGCAAAAUGAAGCACUGAAAGAACAAAAUGAUGUUCAAAAGGCCCAGAUUGCAUCCCUGGAGGAGCAAGUUCAGGCUCUCCGAGCUGAAAAGACACCGAUCACGUCCGCAAAAGACCACACCCACUCCAAAACAAGUCGUGUCAGGAGCCAGACCAUUCUCUUC
Molecule: messenger RNA, 831 nt
Organism: Geodia barretti
Lineage: Eukaryota; Metazoa; Porifera; Demospongiae; Tetractinellida; Geodiidae
Source: the annotation of a GenBank genome assembly